This is a messenger RNA of Letharia columbiana, 1590 nucleotides long. RefSeq lists its product as uncharacterized. Gene Ontology annotation, molecular function: acyltransferase activity, transferring groups other than amino-acyl groups. The transcript has a single exon. The coding region runs from base 1 to 1590 and encodes 529 amino acids. Lineage: Eukaryota; Fungi; Ascomycota; Lecanoromycetes; Lecanorales; Parmeliaceae. The record is from RefSeq and is a predicted model, not a curated record.
AUGGCAAUUACCGUUCAGUCUCGCUCGCGUGUCUUUCCAGACUCUCAUGUCCCUUCUUCCCAGCCCAAAGUCGAACCCUUAUCCAUCAUCGAUGCAAUUGUAUUGCAUUUCGCGAAAAGCGCCUGCGUUUGGUUCUACGAUGUAUCACAGGACACCGAUCGACUGAUGUCCAGUCUACGCAAGACUCUCAAUGCUUAUCCUCAAUGGGCGGGCCAGCUGCGCUUUGCUGAAUACGACCCCGAUGCUGGACACAUCUAUCGCUUAGGGCGAAUGGAGAUUUCUCAUGGAUCAGACUCUGAUCCAGGCGUCGAAUGCAUCCUCGCCGAAGCUGACUCUCCUAUGGCGUCCAUGGUUCCUGCCGAUAAGACCGAGAAACACUGGGAUCCUACGCAUGUCAAUUACGAAGAGUUUCUAGACAUGGAAACCGAAUACGCUCUUCACGACUCGAAAGAAUGCCAAGGUCUACCAUCCAUGAAAGUUCAAUUCACAACCUUCAGAGACGGCGGCAUAGCCAUCGCCGUCGGUAUAGUCCACUCUCUCGCAGACGCCGCCGCUCUACUCACCUUCAUGAAAGACUGGGCCGCUACGAACCUUGCCCUCUCGUCCUCAAAAUCUGUCCCAAAGCUACAACCUCUCUUCGACCCCUCCCUCAUCGACGCUGCUGCAGCCGGCAACAUCGACGCCAAGAGACCCGACCCGUACAUCCUCGAAGUCGCCGCCAGGUUACCCGUGCACCGCUUCGACCACUGGGCCUCUGCCGGUCCUUCAACCCCGGAAUGGGCGCUGUCAUUAACGAAAAUCCCACCGGAGCUCGCAUCUCAAUCUCAUGACAUCAAGCUCGGCAGACCCGUACCGUACCAUACCUGGGAUGCCACAGCCCCCUGUUCGCACACGACGUUCUUCUUCUCGGCCGCCGAAACGCACGCAAUCUAUCUCCACGCCGCUGCGCAUACUCAGACACGAAUAUCGCAUCAAGAUGCCCUGCUCGCCCACCUAUGGGCCGCCCUGAUUCGCGCCCGCGGGCUGAAGGAAGGGGACGAGCAUUUCCUUGACGUCAGCAUCGACGGGCGGCGACGCCUACAGAAGCCCUUGCCGCCUUCAUUCAUCGGCUCACCAAUCCUCAACGCUGGCGUCCGCACCGAAGCCGCAGCCACCGCUUCCCCUGCAGGCAGUGCGAAAGACGUAGCGGACAAAGCAGCCGCCAUUCGCAACACCAUCGCCGAAUUUGACGGGGAAGCUGUAGCAGCGCUGUUGCAUGAAAUGUGUUUUGAGCUGAGUGGGCAGAGGCGGUGGAACUGCUGUUUGGGCGAUUAUCAUACUAUCGUUACGAGUUGGGUGGGUAUUGGGGUGGGGGAGGUGGUUUUUGAGGAGGGGAAGAAGGUGAGGUGGGCGGAACCGCUGAUUCCGUCAUGUGAUGGGGUUGUGAUUGUGGGUGAGGGUGGGGUCGAAGGGGAUGGUGCAAAGGAAGGACAUGACGCAAAGAAAGAAUGGUGGAGCAAGGGGGUGAAUCUCAGCGUUUAUCUGAGGAGCGAUGUUAUGAGGAGGUUGAUGGAGGAUGAGGGAAUCAGAGCUUUUGCGGAGAAGGAGUGA